Puntigrus tetrazona (Sumatra barb) is the source of this 8753-nucleotide messenger RNA. It is a transcript of the gene nfat5a, whose product is annotated as nuclear factor of activated T cells 5a. Gene Ontology annotation, cellular component: transcription regulator complex. The record is from RefSeq and is a predicted model, not a curated record. Gene Ontology annotation, biological process: regulation of transcription by RNA polymerase II; cytokine production; calcineurin-NFAT signaling cascade. Bases 227 to 4546 code for a protein of 1439 amino acids. Lineage: Eukaryota; Metazoa; Chordata; Actinopteri; Cypriniformes; Cyprinidae. The transcript is spliced from 13 exons. Gene Ontology annotation, molecular function: DNA-binding transcription factor activity, RNA polymerase II-specific; RNA polymerase II cis-regulatory region sequence-specific DNA binding; transcription factor binding.
AGUCGCUGAAAAAAGGUGAAUGGCUCUUAUGGCUGGCUAGCUAAUCAGAUGGAAGAAAAGCGUAUUAAAACGUUCCCGAGUGUGAGUUUUACUACAGUAUAUGUGCUGUAAACCCUUCAUAAGGAUUUUAUGACUGAAACCUCUCUCUUUUUGUAUGCAUUGCUCUUUUAAGCCGAGAGUGAUAAGACUCGCUUCCUCUGAUCUCAUGAGGCUUUAGCAUGCUAGCAUGCCCUCUGAUUUUAUAUCUCUCCUGAGCGCCGAUAUCGACCCCAGUUCUCCCAAAUCGCUCUAUUCCAAAGAGUCAGUGUAUGACCUGCUCCCUAAAGAGCUGCAGCUGCCUUCGGUCGUUCAGCAGGACAACCCCACCAUGAGCCAGAAGAGCGGUGGAGAGGCCGGACCUCCUCCUCCGGCUGCCCUGGCCUCAGAUGCUGCUGCCACUUGCGCCGCUGCCUCCUCCCCUGGAGGACUCAGCAGUACACUUCCUUCCUGUCCCAGCAUGCUCUCUGCUACCUCAGCCCAAGAGCAGGCUUCCAGGCUCCACAGCGGUCCUGCCGCAGAGGGGAUGCCGGAGAGAAUGGGUGUGGAGCCUGGACCAGCGGUGGCUAUCAGUGCGUUAGAUACUGUCGGAGCCACACAGAGCCAGGCGACCCCUUCGAAGCGGAGGACUGUCCUGAGCAUCUCGCCCCCUCCAGAGGACCUGCUGGAUGACAGUCGCAUGUCCUGCCAGGAUGACCUGCUUCCCAACCAGGACUCGGAGCAGAGCGGCAGCAUGUGGAUGGAUGAAUCUGUGUCCAACUUUAGCAUGGGCAGCAGCAAUUCGUACAACGACAAUACUGAAGUGCCCAGAAAGUCUCGCAAGAGAACUCCUCGUCAGCGGCCAGGGCCAAAGCCUGCGGCCCGGGAAGAAGCCGGCAUGGAUGUGUUUGAUGCAGAUAGCGCUAAAGCGCCGCACUUUGUUCUUUCACAGCUGGGUUCAGACGCCAAAGUCACACCCAAAGCGAGCUCCCUGGAAGUGUCAAACAAUCAGAAGGGGGGCGUUCUUUCCAUUCAGUACCCUCAGAAGAGCGAAGGGAAGGAGCUGAAGAUUUUAAUUCAGCCAGAGACGCAGCACAGAGCACGAUACCUCACAGAGGGAAGUAGGGGAUCCGUCAAAGACCGUACCCAGCAAGGAUUUCCUACAAUCAAAUUAGAGGGAGUCAAUGAACCGGUGGUGCUCCAAGUGUUUGUGGCUAACGAUGCUGGACGCGUGAAGCCUCAUGGGUUUUAUCAAGCCUGCAGAGUGACGGGGCGCAACACAACUGCUUGUAAGGAAGUGGAUAUCGAGGGGACCACAGUUAUUGAAGUAAACCUCGAGCCAACCAACUCUAUGACCCUAGCCGUGGACUGUGUUGGAAUCUUGAAGCUGAGGAAUGCUGAUGUUGAAGCUCGAAUAGGGGUUGCCGGCUCCAAAAAGAAGAGCACUCGAGCUCGUUUGGCCUUCAGAGUCAACAUCCCAAGAUCUGAUGGAUCUGUCCUAACCCUUCAGGCCCUCUCCUCUCCUAUUUUAUGUACUCAACCUGCUGGUGUGCCUGAAAUCCUCAAGAAGAGCCUUCACAGUGGCUCUGUCGCAGGAGGAGAGGAAGUCUUCAUCAUCGGCAAGAACUUUCUCAAAGGAACCAAAGUUCUUUUUCAGGAAAAUUCUACAGAUGAGAGUGGUUGGCAGGCAGAAGCAGAAAUCGACAUGGAGCUUUUUCAUCAGAAUCAUCUAGUGGUGAAGGUUCCCCCAUAUCAUGACCAGACAGUGACCUCCCCAGUGUCUAUUGGGAUUGCUGUAGUUACAAACGCAGGGAGAACACAUGAUCUACAGCCUUUUACCUACACUCCUCUAACAGAGAAAGUUGAAAUACCAGUGAAAUCAGAACUGCCAGCCACAGUAAAGGCGUGUACCUUUGAAGAACAGAUAAAAGCAAUGCAAACGGAAACCAGUUGUCUAAACAAUGUAUUAAUGUUACCUAUGGUCAAACGAGAAGAACCUAUGGAAGUAUCCUGCAACGCAGCACCUUCAGACAUUUUUAAGCCUGUAGAGGCCCUUAGUUCAGCCCAACAAAUCUUGGAGAUAAGUACUGUCCUUCCUUCUGCCACCAAGUCUUUUCCAAGCCCUGUGGCUCUUCAACCUGUUGACUCACAACAGCCAUCAGCUCAAAUAUUUUCAACUCAAGAAACCUUAUCCACCAUUCAGAAACAGGAUAUUCCUUCACCUGCAUCGUUCCAAGUGUCCUUGUCGGAAGACACAACAGUUCUUCAGCCUGUUCCCCCUCAGGUCCCUCAGCAGUUCUUGAGGGAAACUCCAGAAACCUUGUCUCCAGAAGACAAUAGUGCAGAUGGAAGUGGAAUGGUAUUGGUGGGCAUAGACUCUCGAAAUCCUCCAUCCCAGCGGCCACAAGUUCAGGCUCUUUUGCCCCAGGAUGGUGUUGCACAGCUAGAGAGAGCAGUACGAGAGCUGCAAGCACAACAACAGCUAAAUUCUGUACUUUAUAGCCCCACACCAUCUGCAGAGAGCCUUCAGCAACAUGUCCAGGAAAACAUGAACAGUUUAAGGUUGGGUGGAAAUGAGACAACUCUAACGAACCAGCAACAGCAGCAGCAAGAGCAGAAUAUAUUGGAGAAUCUGCAGCAACAGCAACAGAAGGCACUUGUGGAUCUACAACAUCACAAGACGGUCCUUGAAAAUUUGCAGCAACAUCAGAAGGUUUUAGAAAACCUCCAGCAACAGGCUCUUGGCAACAUUCAGCAGCAGCAAACACACAAAGUUUUGGAGAAUCUACAGCAUCAACAGCAGCACCACCAGAAAGUCCUUGAAAACAUUCAGCAACAAAGUUCAAUAGUGACUCUGCAGCAUCAAAAAGUUCUCGAUAAUCUACAGCAACAGCAACAGCAUCAGAAAAAUUUAGAAACUCUUCAGCAUCAGGAAGUAUUAGAGAGUUUAAAGCAACAAUUGCAGUCAGAGCUAUUGCAGACACAGAUUCCAAUGCAGUGCACACCUAGCUUUGCUAGUGAACAGCAAAGCUCCACACAGACUAAUACUUUAUCACAACCCUCUGAAAGCUUCCUCCAGAACCCACCCCAGCAGCAGUUGCAGCAGCAAACUUCUCUUUUUCAACAGACAGGAGGUCUUAUGGCAAUUCAGACAUCAAGCUUUCUGCAGCAGCCAUCCUCUCAACCCUCACCUCCACAGCCACUUUUUCAGAGUCAUAACCCCUUGACGGAAACUCAAGAAUCGCAGACAGUACUCUUUGGAACCACAAAGUCACCACAAGUUCAAGCCACCUUAUUUCCUGGUACCAUGACAAUGCUAACAAGCACCAAUCUGCCCACAGAUCAGCAGGCUCCUUCAACUAGCUUGUUUAUUGCGCAGAGUGUGUUGCCUGGCCAGCUGUCUUCGGACAAUAACCAGAAUCAGCAGCAGCAACAGAUAGCUUUCCUCACACCCAUGCAGACAUCUGGAACAGAAGCUCAGACUGUCUCACUUUUUCAGGGACAAGCACAGUUGUCCACUCCAAUGGAACAACAGUCUCCCCAACAACAGAUGGCAACACCCCAACAGGCCCCACUUUUUCCAAAUAUUGCCACAAUAUCCCCAAAUCAAGCACAGCCACCGACGCAGACAGGCAUAUUGUUUUGUACCACAACCAUUAAUCCCCAUGAUCUGCCCCAGGCUCUGCUAUUCAGUGGCCAGAAUCAAGCUUCAUUAGCAAGUGACCGUCUCCCAGAGAAUAUUUUUCAGGAGCAGCAACCCAUGCAAGUUGUUCCCAGCUCUGAAAAUGUUACUGUGAACAACCCUUCAAACCAACCAACAGCCGCGGCAGCCCAGCCAACUCCAAAUCCACCAAUUAUUUUUCCGCAAGCUAGUGUUGUGAGUGUUGCUCAACAAGACUCUGCAGAGCCCAUGUCUUUCCAAGACCAGAGCACCGGUGUGAGUGACUCAUCUGCCAGUAUGCCUUCAACACGGACAGAACUUUUUCAGGACCAGCAACCUAUGCAGGUUGUUCCCAGUGCUACCAGCAUAACCCCUGUCUCUCCUACGGACCAACCUUCUGUCAACAUUUUUUUGCCUCAGUCAGCAAUUUCAGCCCUGCAAGGUGGUGUAAGUGCUCAAGAGUUACCUACAACUGCCACAGCAGCCACCAUCUUUACUGGACAGAGUGGUGUGGCAGUGGGUGGUCUCCAGAACACCACAUCUUCCACCCCUCAGCAACCUCCCGGCCAACUCUUUCAGACAGCUAUUGGAGGAACUCUCAGCCAACCUGGACAGCCAGGACAAACAGGCCUUUUUCUCUUUGAGAUUCCCAGUGAAUGUGGACCGCUACUGAAUUCUCCUGGUCCGCCAUUGUCAGAUCAGCUUGUCACUUUGGGCCAUCCCAGUUCGGAUCAGACUCAGCUUCAAACUAGUGCACAGAUUCACCCAUUACUGGACCAGACCAACAACCUUGAUGAUAAGAUAGACGAACUUCUGGAGCGCUUUCAGGAGCAAGAAAAGACGCUUCCUAGGGAUUUCUUAGACCAUUAAAGAUAAGUCUGAAACCUCAAUUCAGUAGACCACCGUCCACACUGCUUGUUGGUGUUUCUUUACAUCUUGUGUCUUGUGUAGGUAUUAACUAAGCUUGGGGGGUUGUCUCAGUUGGGGGGCGGGUCUUCACUUGUAUCUAUGUUUCUGAAAGCUUGUAAUGUGUUGUUUUGGCGGGACAUGUUACGUAUGGAUCCCGUCACAGCUCCUUUUUCUUGAUGGACAUGAAAGGGUCCACUUCAUUGAGGCCACUCUUUGGCAUGUCAACAUAUCAUGUGACCCAUUAAGCCAUUAAGUAUAUUGGCACUUUGCUACUUUGUAUUGUGUUCUUGACCUCCACUUGAAUCUUAUCCAUUUAUUGCCAUCAUUAAUCUGUUUUCCAGUAGAAACCAACCUAGUACAACAUAAAUUAGAAAAAAAAAAACUCUCUGUUGCCGUUGAGAUACUAAUACAUUGUGAAUGAAUUUGAAAUAUUUAGCACUUUAGGGAGUUCCUUCCGGAGAUUCUCCCUUUUAGCUUUGUAACCCGUAUGUGUCUACCAGGCUGUCAAAGCGUUUCAUGUUUUGAUAGUCAUAAUGCUUUUCUAAAAAUGUGUUUGUGUUUCAUUACUCUCUUUAGUGUCUCCUUUCAGAAUAUAGAAUAUUAUGAGCCAUGUUUUUUUUUUUUUUUUUUUGAGUGUUUGAAUGUUUGACAUGUUCAUCCAAUCUCUCCAUUUUCACAUAACAUUUUAAAGUCAAGAUGGUCUAUGUAAAUCACUCCUCCCCUUCUUCUCUGUUUUAGGUUUGUUGUAUUUAAUUUUAUUUAAAUGAUCAAGAGGUCCAACUUGUAGACAUGAAUUCCUAUCAGGGAUGUGAAAAUGUGCAACAUUGCCGUUGAGAUAUGUGAACAGAUUGUAUUAUCAUCCACCAGAGCGUCUACAAUGUGUUUGUUUUAUGUGCUCAGCAGAAAGACGUGGAGCACAUUUGUACUAUAUAAGAUGCAGCUAUGUUGUCGAUUUUGAAUUGUAUGUGGUUCAUGGUGAUUAUUCAAAUAAGCACAAGCUUGGGAAGAGGAUUUGUUGUGGCGGCGCGUGCGAGGGGAUAGUUCACCCGAAUAUGAAAAUCUCUACGCCGUUCCAAACUGGUAUGACCUCCUUUCGUCUGUAGUGCUCAAAAAACAUAAAUUGAGGGUAUUUUGCUCCACGAGGAAAUUUGAGAGCUAUCAUUAUUGGUCUGUUCCUGACUCACGGCGUCCGAUAACUGUGAUAACGCGCACUUGCUUGGUUCAAUGAAUGCUUGCCUCGUAAAGGAAAGAGCGCUUCUUUGCGUUUCAAAGAAGAAAGGCGGUCGUACCAGUUCCCGAACGACGGGAAGUGUUAGAAAAAUAAUGCUAUAAUGAUAUUUAUUGCUAAUGUGAACCGUCGCAACUACGAGGGUGUUUUUUGGGCAGCUCGACAUGGAAGUUAGAUCCAUGUUUCCUGGAGGGGUUAAGAAGGGAUCGGUUUGUAUUAACCCCCGUUAGUUACAAUAAACCUCAUCCGUGGUCCGUUAUUAGAGGAGAAAAUCGGAAACGGGGACGAGACGGCUUCAUAACAUCCCUGCGCGACAAUCUCGUCAUACAAGUUUUAAAAGAACAAUCUUUUGGGAAACACGAAUGCUCUUACCGGUCGGAAAUCGUUAGUCACGUGUCCUAACUGGAAGAUUUCUCUGCAAGCGAACGUCAGAGCGUAGAAGGUGGUAGCGUACGCUGGUAAAUAACUCGUACAGGUCUUGAUAUCGACAGAAUGCUGCUACAUUUUGUCAUAACUGAUACUAAUUGGUUGUUUACAUCAGCCUUGAUUUAUUCUUUUAUAAUGGUUUGAGCUGAAAGUCAUUGUCACACCCUCACCGAGGAGAUCUUUUUACCGCUCCGAUGUUUUAUUAAAUGGCGUUUAUUCGACAUCGUACUUGUUCAGAGACACAGGCAGUCUUUUAAAGAGCUUUUUUUAAGACUCUAACAUCGAUGUACUCUAUUCUAAGAAGCAGCUUUUGCAUCGACGAUAUUCUCAUGCGAACGUAAUGUGAGAUGGUUCUAUUUCAACUCUUCAUAAACAUCUUUGCUUUUAUAAGUCAGUUAUUUUUACAUCGUACUUACCUUUUCUUGCCUUUAUAUUCUUUUUUUUAACGCUUUGUGUAAAAUUUGCAUAAGUACUAUUGUAAAUAGUAGACCGGCUGUUUUAAGUGUGCUGUUCCUUUGUGAGGUAGCAGUUUGUUAAAAGCGUGCUCUCUUUGUAGUAAAACAUAAUAUCUCACCUGCAAAGUGAGGCGUACAUACAGUAUUUUUGUAAGACUGAAUUUCGAAAUGUACUAUGUACAUUUUAAACAUUUUAAAAGUGAAUUGUCCCUUCUGCAGUACUGUACUUCAUACGUCAAUAUUCAGCAGCGGCGGAAUGAUGGUUUUUUUCCCCCAUCACUGUGUUACAAAAAAGGAGAUUGUUAUCUGUUCGGUAUAAGUGAAAUUGAAAUAUUGUCGAUUUCUAAACGAUAAUAAUAAUUAAAAAAAAGACUGGUUUUGGGUGUGGGUGAAUCUCACACGGACUCUUUUUUUUUUUUUUUUUUUUUUUUGGACGUAUUUCACCCUAAAAUACAGAAAUGCAUCCGAUACGUCAUCGAAAUCGAACUAAAGUGCCAUUUUUACGCAAAUCGGUGGCGUUCGUUUUACUCAAUCGGACCGGCGGCCAAUCGCGGCUGAGCCCUUUUUGUUAAAUUCCCGAUGUACGAAAAGUUGAUUUUUGGGGUGAAACGCGACCUGGAUGUUUCUUCGUGAGGCUGAUGUUCUGGAACCCGGGUUCCACGCAAAGCCAUAAAAAAAACAAAAACAAAUAAAAAACCAAACUCUGUAAUCAGAGGGAAAGAAUGUGUGUGUUUUACCUCAUGGUGUAGGACAUAUAGAUUCACACUACAUCUAACCUUAAGGACCAAUUAAGAAGAAAAAAAAAUAUUUUCUCAAAUCAAGGCAGCGGAAUCAAUGUCUUUUUGAUUAAAAUACUCAUUUGUCCUUUCUUGUGUUUUUUUGGUACUGAUGCUCCAGCUUACGUCAAAAAUCAUACUGUAUGUAUUAUGAACAAAAAUAUAUUUCUGCACAAAUCCAUCGUUAACAUUUUUUUUUUUCAUCAUAUUGUGCUUUUUUUGAUUGAAAGUACUUUGUGCCUUUGCAAGCCUUUCCUCUUAUUUCUAAAGGACCUUUGUAUAUAAUUAAAUACUUAGAUGUUGGGAUUACUAGUUCUUGAUCCGGAAGUAAAAGACUACCGUUUUAUUUUGUUGUUUUUAUCAACAUUUUGUCUGGUCAAACUGUCAUUAACCAGUCUGUUUGUGUCUCGAAUACAUCUGAACAUUUAUAUCAUGACACUGCUAUGCAGCCUCAACUCACUUUUUUUUUUUUUUUGGCUUUAUUUUCACUGGUGGUUAUUGCCUCUUAAAAUGUAUAAGAUCUAGGCUUAAGGUUAAAAGAAGGUUAUUGAUCUCAGUGAUUGAUCUCAGUUUUUUUUUUUUUUUUCAGUUUGUUCGGCCAGCAGGCAAUGGAAGAAUUUUUAUUAGUAAAUGUUAAAUAAAAAAAAAAAAGGUUUGAAGAGCGCUUAACCCAAUCACCAGCAGUUAUUUGUGCUUUUAUUUUAAUUUAAAGGUGUGUUUUAAAUGCACUCUUUUUACACCUUUUUGAAUUUUGUUUGCUUUCGUUUGAUGUGAUUAACGUCCGAUGCUUUUGGGGUUGUCACGGGACGGUGGUUCUCAACCCCCUUUUAAACUAGGGUCAGUAGGUUAAAAUAAGUGAUUUGUUUAAUUUAUUCCAGAUUUUUCACAGUGGGAUUAAUUUAUAGUUGGUUUUAGCCUCGGGACUUCUGUGUUGCUUUUGGGAGUGCUGUGUCUUCACCAGAGUCAAAAGCAGGGAUGUGACUUUGCAUGGGUGUGUUUUUAAUUAUUUACAUUUAUUCUGACCGGUUUUAAGUAAAUGGCCUAUGAAUCCAUCUGGAAGUGUGCUGUCGCCCCCUAGUGGCCCCUGGUUGAGGACCACCGUCCCAGAGACGGCCGUUCACUCAUGAGUGUGUAAGAAUGACAUUCAGUAUCGUGAAGAAACGUGAACUAAUGACAUUUGACGUAAAUAAACGUAUUUUGCUUUAAUCAGUACAUUUGUAUACUCCUGCAGUUAUAUUUCUGUAAGAUGUGCUGCUAUAUGAAUAAAGAUAGAUAUGAAGUUC